UUAGCUGCCAUUUUGUAUCUCCCCAGUUUGGCCAGACGAAGUGGGUCCUCAACGAAGAACGAAGCGAAUGUGCUAAUGUUGACAUCAUUCUUUUUAAUUGCACCUUUACUUAAAAUAUAUUAAAAUUGACUUGUUUUGAUAGGAUAGCUUUAUUCCCGAUCGGCAUCUCUCCUUGUAGCUAAUAAGACCGUUGACCGUCGAAUCAGUGUUCAUCUUGUUUACCUUUUGAUGUAGCAGGAGAGCUAACGCUAACGGCGUUAGUCGACGUUCUCGCUAGCCAGCUAGCUUAGCUAGCGAAAACUGUCCUAGCCUUAGCCUCCUAACGCUCACUGUAGUCAGUGGCGAAAUGGCGGCCAACACGACACAAGCAACCGCUACAACUAACUGGUCCUACGGUUCUUCUGGAGACAGCCAGGUUCAUGAAAAUCCGGAAUGGGAGAAAGCAAGACAAGCGCUAGCCUCCAUUAGUAAAAGUCAAAGUGCUGCUAAGACUACACAAGCCAAUCGGACCACAGCAGAGGCUGGUCAGUUCCAGCCAGCAGUGACUGACUCUGCAGCCAUGCAACAACAACAGCAGCAGCAGCAACAGCAGCAGCAGCAGCAACAACAACAGCAGCAGCAGCAGUACUAUCCAUGGUACCAGCAAACUCAGCAACAUUAUCCUGGAUACACAUACCCCUAUAACUACUACUACCCCAUGGGUCCAUAUGGAGCUGCAUACCCUCCAAAUCAGUAUGGUGUUCCCCCAGGGCCUUAUCCAGGAACUCCAACCUCUAAUGGACAGCCUCCUCCAGUGCCUGGAAUGGAAGAUCAGUCCCCCAGUUACCCCUCUCAACCACAACCCCCUCCCCCUUCUACUCCCCAGCCACCCCAGAGCCCAACCACCUCAGAGAAACCCCCUCCUCCCCCACCCCCACCUAUUCCACCCCCUCCCAACUCUCAGUACCCUCCUCCGCCAUCCCAAAAUGCUUACGGCACCAAUAACUCCAUGUCAUACCCCCCUGACCCCAACCAAAUGCAAGUUUACAAUCAUUCCCAGGGAAGGCCUAGCUAUGGACAGGGCUUUCAGGCCCAGAACACCUAUCAGCCCCCCCAGAAUACCUCCCAGCAGCAACAGCAGCAAGGCCAGUAUGUGCCAGGGCUUGGCAGAGGAGAGGCCAACAAGAACAAAAACCAAAAACAAGGACAGCAGCUGUGGCACCGCAUGAAACAGGCACCUGGGGCAUCUUCCGUUAAGUUCAAUAUUCCCAAGAGGCCGUAUCAGGUUCAGUGUUCUGCCAUCUCCAAUCAGACUUUCCCUCCAGGCGAGCAGCCCUCAGGAUUGAAUCCAACUCCAUCCUCCCCAGCUAGUGCCAGUGCUGCACCUGGUGGUGCUCAGACACGACCACAGGACUGGCCACAAGCCAUGAAGGAGUACGUGCAGCGCUGUUUUACAGCCUGUGAGACAGAGGAGGACAAAGAUCGUACAGAGAAGGUGCUGAAGGAAGUGCUGCAGGACCGGUUAAAGGAUGGCUCUGCUUACACCAUUGAUUGGACUCGUGAGCCAUUGCCUGAGCUAAAGGUCAAACAGUCUCGUUGGGAAUCUAUUCAACCCCAGAGGAACUCUGAUGGCUCAAUCAGCCGUGGUGGAAGCACAGCAGCUGCAGCAUCGAGGGGCAGAGGUGGUGGACACAGAUUGGGGCACUACAGGAAUAUAUUUUCUCAAAGGAGUCCAUCUUCUAGUUCCUCACGUUCCUCUUCCCGCUCCCCAUCCCCCUCCCACGGCCGACACAGAGACCGCAGCAACCAAAGGCAUAGACGCAGUGAUUCUGGCUCGCAGUCAGACAGUAGCAUCUCCAGCGACCUCCGACCUCAGCUGUCUAGACGGAAUCAGAGAGGAGCACGUGGUCGUGGUAAUGACAGGGAUAGAGGCCGUGGAGGUGGAGAGAGAGGACGCGGAAGAGGAGGAAAGGCCAACAGAGGAAGGCGAAACAUGGAAGAUGCUAAUUCAACUGUUGGAAAGAAAAGGAAAGGCGGCAAUGCUGGUCUGGAUUUCCACGACCCCAACAGAGAAGCCAAGAAGCAGAGCAGAGCGGCUCGUUUUCACAAGCAGCUGCGCACAGAGCCACUGGUUCUGUCCAUCAAUGCUCUGGACUUACCUGAUGGAACACAGGAGGGCCUCAGCUGGGAGGACUGCCCCAUCGUGGGAACAUGCCAGGACAUCACCAAGUCCUACCUGAGGCUCACCUGUGCCCCGGAUGCCUCCACUGUGCGCCCUGUGCAUGUCCUGAGAAAAUCUUUGCAGGCUGUGAAAGCCCACUGGAAAAACAACCAGGACUACGUCUAUGCCUGUGAACAGAUGAAGUCCAUACGACAGGACCUCACGGUCCAGGGUGUUCGUACUGAAUUCACAGUAGAAGUGUACGAGUGUCAUGCACGCAUUGCUUUGGAAAAGGGAGACCACGAGGAGUUUAACCAGUGCCAGACCCAGCUGAAGGCCCUGUAUAAGGACAAUCCUUCAGAGAACAUUGGAGAGUUUACAGCAUAUAGACUGCUGUACUACAUCUUCACUAAAAACUCUGGAGAUCUGACCACUGAGUUGGUGUACUUGACCCCGGCGCUGCGGGCAGAUGCGUGUGUGUCUCAUGCUCUUGCCCUCCGUGCCGCUUGGGCCUUAGGAAACUAUCGCCGUUUCUUUAAGCUGUACCUGGAAGCCCCACGCAUGGCUUCAUACCUCAUUGACAAGUUUGUAGAGAGGGAAAGAAAGGCUGCACUCAGGGCCAUGGUCAAAACGUUCAGGCCCGACUUGCCGGUGCAGUAUGUACAGUCCAAUCUGGGCUACUCUUGUUUAGACUCCUGUAUGGCCUUUCUUACUGGGCUAGGUGUCACGUUUUAUCCCUCUGACCCCGAAAAGAUAGACUGCAAAACCAGCACAGCCUCUUUGGCUGCCUCCUGAGGGGGUGGGGAAGCAGGGUUAGUACUAUGAAGGGGGAUGCUAUGGGACCAUCCAGGAUCCUUACAUACAGAAUUUACUGCACUUCAGACACCUCAGCCAGUUCAGAUAGAGUAGCUGGCAGAUUUACAGCCAUUGAAGACCAUACAUGGUAGAAAAUGUAAUUUUCUGAUACUUGGUUUAAAACAUGAGGAGUCUUCACACACUUAAUUACUAUAGUUUAGGCUUGUGCCCAAGAUAUCUUACUACAUUCAUAAUGCCAGAAAAGUGAGUCAGUAGUUAAGAUUUGAGAUUAUCGUGUAAUCUCAGCAUUUAGAGGCCAAGAGGACCAGAUCAGGGAGGCCCCUAACCCUCAUGGUUCCUGUUCCUUUACCACCAGCAGAUGUCAAAGCUAACAGUGUUCUGUCAUGUUUUUUCCUUCCUCAAGUCAACAGCUCCAAGACCAGAAGAUUCAAGCCAUGUCAGCCAAAAAGGGAAAUACAAGCGGCUGUUCUUCAAGUCAUUCAACACACAACUACAGAAUCAGAUAAAUUUUACAUCUCCUUUUAAGAGACUGUGUGAUAGUGAGGUGAAAUAUGCCAGCAGUGUGUCUGAACGAAGAAGAGGUGGUGGUUUGUAUGUCCUGCCCUGCGCCCAGUUCUCCUCAAGGUAUCUGCAGUUGGCUGUUCGUCCUGUUCCUUGUAUCCAGUGGUAUGCCCGUGAAAGCAAAGGACUUAAGUCUUAAAGUCAUGUUCCUGAUUUAAUUAAGUAGUAUUCAUUCGCUGGUCACAGUCAUGAAAUGCUGGCCUGCAGUGAGGAGAAAGUCUCAGUCUGACAAGCAUUGACUUUGUAUGAUCAUGGAAACAGGCAAGUGUUCUUCAUCAAGCUGAUCUCCUCGCUCUUGCAUACCCUCGAAGCUGAGCUCCAUCUCCAGAAUCAACGCACCCAGUGGCAGAGAGGGAAUCUGCCUCCAUCAUCCUCAGGUAGAAGUCCAGCCAGCACCUGGAAUCCACCAUACAGCAGAUUGAUCGACACAGCAAAGUGGAGCAAUGGAGCCCAAUUCUCGUCCUCAUCAUAACCUCACAAGCUGUAAUUCCAAAGAAACAUCUUAAAAUACAGCGGAGGGUGAUUCAACGUGUUGGAACAGCAGCGGGAAACCAGCUGCUUCUUCCAGAAGGAAUAACAUCGAGUGGUUUGUAUGCUACAUCUGGCUCUGGUUUUUGCAAGGCUGGUAAGGGAAAGGGACUUCUCUGGAAGGAGGUGGAUGACGACUGAACAGAGAUGUUGCCUCAUUUUUGCUUUGUGUUAAAUGUUAUUCCUUGUGUCUUUGGACAGCAGUAUCAGCCUUUAUUUGGAGAACAGGAAAAAUAAUUGGAUACAAAGCAGAUUUUUACGAAAACUUACAGGAUAGAUGAUUUAAGUAUAACAGAUUUUACGACAAAAAAUAAAAAAUGAAGUUGGUAAGAUCCCAAAACGUUACUGCUCAGAUAACACAUUGCUGUCUAAAUUGAAAUCAGAAUACAAUUUUUAAGCUGUCAGUCAAUGAAUUAAAAGGGAGCUCUAAGUUGAGUGAAGACAAAUGAUUUUUAUGUCCAUUUUUUUCUGUCACCACUCUAGUGUACAGAAACCAAAUAGAACUAAAUGAAAUGCAGAAGACUCCCUGUAAGUGACAGUGGAGUUGGAGUGGAGUUCCCUCUGAUGUGACUUUGGUACAUUUUUUUUCAGGAGGUUUGUGAUUUUCAGGACCUAGAAUAAAAUUGGUAUUGGUGCACAGUCUUAUGUGGUAAUUGGGGAAAAAUAUGUGUUCUGAUACUUAAAAUAGUGAUCAGAUUGAAAAUGUCAGCAGAUGUACCCCUCAGCAACAGAACUUUUCAAUAUAAACUUAGUAUCCUAUAAUAUCCUCAAUGAACGGAGAUUUAUAACACGGGCUGACAUUAUUUUUUUUACAAAUUGAACAGUAUUAAUUUACCACUGGAAAUAUUGAACCUGAGGUAUUGAAGGCUGUGAUGUAGCUGACCAGAACAUUAGUUAUGAGAGUGGAUGCGGGCUUUGUGUACAAUCAAUGUGUUUUCAUGUCUGCGGCAUAUUUUGUGUAAAUAUUGUAUAAUAUUGCUGUGAUUUCUUUUCAGUUAGUGCAUAGUGUAGUUUUUUUUGUUCACACGCGGGUAAGUGUGAGAUUUUUUUUUUCCUGGGUUUUGCAAAACUCUUCUUAGACCAUUUAUGUGAAUAUGUAAACUUAAAGCAGACAGGUCUGGGUCGGGUUAGGUGUUAAUUCUUUCACAGUGAAUGUAGAGAUGCAGUUGAUAAUUGCCAGUUUCCAGCAAAGCCUGAGAACAUGAGUACAGGCAAAUUUUUGAAGAGGUGUGAUGCUCGGUUUCAAGUGAAAAAAUUGGUUUGCUAAAAUUGGCCAUUCAGGCAGAAAACACAUUUGUGUCACUUGCCUGUUUUCUGGCAGUUUUGUGUUUGCAGAUACAAAACUGGCACUCACUCAGUGACGAAUAGGACCUCCACUGCCAAACGCACAUGUUGUUCACGCUUUCCACAAUUCAAAAGUUGACAAAAUGCUCCUGUAAACCUGGAUUUGUUUUCCAAACUGUCAGUUGUUCAUAAUUUCAGCAGAUGUUUUGUAAUGACAACCGAUCUCAACAUGUUUUCUUUCUUCCCCCUUCAUCUACCUUGACCCCCCCCUGUCCUCUUCGCUCUCCCCUCCUCUCACUCCCCGAACCUCUUCUCUCACACACCACCAGACUUCUCAUUCUUCAGCUCUUAGUACUGCUGCAUUGCAGGAGCACACGGAGCGAUGAUAAGUGGGUGAACCGCCUCCCGACGCCAGCCGGAGACAGUCAUUUGUGAGCAAUCCAAGUCUCUUGGUUUGACCCACUGAAGUUGAAGCCAUACAGCUGAUAAAAUACAUGGGAGCCUCACAUAAUGAAAUGUGGCAAAUGUUGAUCUGCUGCUAAUGUCAUUUGCUGCUAACCCAAAUAUUUAAAGUCUUUCUGUGCAACAUGAAUACCUGUUUGUUUUAAAGAUAAUGUUUGAUUGACAGUGUCACCAUCUACUGUGGUUUUCUGUUUAUCCAGAUGCAUUUAUGUUUUUUUUUUUUGUGUGUUUUUAACAGAAUACCCACAGUUGACAUUUAGAUUUGUGUUUCUUUCACUCUAUUCACUCAACUGUAAAUCUAUUUAUUUACAGUUGUGAAUCAUUUGGCUUGUGUUUCCUGGAUUGAUAGACCAGUUACAGAGAGUUUAAUACCUCACUGUUUUGAGAAAAGAAAAAAAAUGUGUCUGGACAUACAGAACCUGCUCUUAUCCUACAUUUAGUAACACUUUUUCUUGGUAUGCAGUCUUCUUUAGGCAAUUUUUCCUUAUUUGAUGUGCUGGUUUGUGCUCCCGUGCUAAGAAAUUUACUUUUUGGUUUCUUCACGUGACAAUCUUGACUGAUGGUUGUUUGUGUAAAAAGGAAGAUUUCUCGACAUGGUUAAAGUUUGUACAUCUCAGGUUUCUGCAUUGAAACAGCCCAGGAUGUUUGCUUUGUCGUUUUAUUUUUCUAUUUUAAUUUCUUUAGUAGGAAAUUCACCCCAGACAACUAACAACACACGUUUUCAUUUGGAUGCUUUGUUUUUUUUCCUCCCUCUCCGAUGCCUGAUGUCAUGUUUUUCAGUAUUUUUUGCUCCCAUGUUACUGUGAAACCUCCAUCAGUCCUUGUAACUCCUACCUUUAUAUCUGACACUGGAACAACUCCCACCUCCCCUCACUUCAGCUGUGUUCAUUUCCUGCCGUUUCUUUUUUAACUUCAUUUGAAUUUGUCUGUUCUCACUUUCUCAGAUUUCCUCCCCCGGCAUGCUCUCCUCCUCCCCCUCCUCCUCCCUCUCCUGUCCUCUCCUGCAAAUCUCUAACAAGUAUUUUUUUCUCUUCUCAUUCUUCUCAUUUUCCUUUUAUGUUGAGUAUGUUUGUGACCGUUUGCCAUGUGCAACUAGUCACUCUCCCUAGUAAGUAUUGUAUUGCGUCGGCAAUGCUUUCAUAGUUUGUGUUGCAGCUCACUAACAACUGAAGCUGAAGGUUUAUCUGCAAUGCCUCCUCCCCUCCCCCCCAUACCUCUACAGAUCUGACAUGAUAAACUGCCAUUUUGUAAAUUAUUGUGUAUAUAUUUUGAAAAAAUCUAAUAAAAUUCAAGUAUAAAGAG
Messenger RNA from Acanthopagrus latus (yellowfin seabream), 7093 nucleotides. RefSeq names its product leukocyte receptor cluster (LRC) member 8 (gene leng8). The transcript is spliced from 15 exons. Lineage: Eukaryota; Metazoa; Chordata; Actinopteri; Spariformes; Sparidae. The coding region runs from base 347 to 2935 and encodes 862 amino acids. Gene Ontology annotation, cellular component: nucleus. The record is from RefSeq and is a predicted model, not a curated record.